Molecule: messenger RNA, 921 nt
Organism: Kazachstania africana CBS 2517
Lineage: Eukaryota; Fungi; Ascomycota; Saccharomycetes; Saccharomycetales; Saccharomycetaceae
Gene: NIT2
Product: putative hydrolase
Exons: 1
Coding region: 1-921 (306 amino acids)
Molecular function (GO): hydrolase activity, acting on carbon-nitrogen (but not peptide) bonds, in linear amides
Source: RefSeq, a predicted model, not a curated record
AUGGUGUCGAUGAGACGCAUUGCUAUAGGUCAGUUGUGUUCCGGCUCGAAUGUAGCAUCAAACCUAGAUAUCGUUACUAAGUUGAUAGCAAAGGCUUUAGAUCAGGAUGUUCGGGUCUUGUUUUUCCCUGAAGCUACUGACUUCCUGUCAAGAAAUCCUGAACAUUCUUUCCAUUUGGUCAAGAAAAGUGAGCAAUUUGUGAGUGACUUACAAACAAACAUUAAGGAUUUGUGCUCCAGCAAACUGAAAAAAAUUGAUGUCUCAAUUGGAAUCCAUUUGCCUCCUAAUGAAGACGAUAUUCGUAGGGAUAAUAAUAAGACUAAGAAUACACUGCUUUACAUAAAUUAUAAGGGAGAGAUUUUGCAUUCAUAUCAAAAGAUUCAUUUGUUCGAUGUCGUUAUUAGCAAUGGUUCUAUUCUUAAAGAAUCUAAUUCGGUCCUUGCUGGUAACAAAAUUCCCAAAAUAUUGGAAACGCCAAUUGGAAAAUUGGGCACUGGAAUAUGUUAUGAUAUUAGAUUUCCUGAACUUGCCUUGGAUCUGAGGAAACAGGGCGCUGAAAUUUUAUGUUUUCCAAGUGCUUUUACAAUAAAGACUGGAGAAGCACAUUGGGAAUUACUGGGCCGAGCCAGAGCUAUUGAUACACAAUGCUUUGUCGUAAUGCCUGCUCAACAUGGCGAACAUAAUGUCCAAAAUGAUGAUUGGACAGGGUCGGGUACAGAACACCAGGCGGUUAGCAAACGUGUAUCUUGGGGUCACUCAAUGAUAAUAAGUCCCUGGGGAGACAUUGUUGCCAAAAGUAACUCCAAGACAUCUGAGCCAGAAUUGAUUAUUGCAGACUUAAAUUUUGAGUUACUGACACGAGUCAGAAUGAAUAUGCCACUUAUGCAACAUCGUAGAAACGAUCUCUUUACUGAACGUUGA